Molecule: messenger RNA, 813 nt
Organism: Ilyonectria robusta
Lineage: Eukaryota; Fungi; Ascomycota; Sordariomycetes; Hypocreales; Nectriaceae
Product: RF-1 domain-containing protein
Exons: 2
Coding region: 166-741 (191 amino acids)
Biological process (GO): translational termination
Cellular component (GO): mitochondrion
Molecular function (GO): translation release factor activity
Source: RefSeq, a predicted model, not a curated record
CCGUUGCCGUGUGUGGCUUGUGCGACUCCCGCCGUCUAUUCUAGCAGCCUUGCGUCCGAACCACCUCCGUCACCAGCCCGUAUCCGCCUGAUCACGGACAGCAAGUCUCUUAGCCCACAGCCGGUUUCCUAGAGAUAAACACCGAGGCUACGCAAUGGAACUACCAUGACGUUCCGAAUCUUCCUCCGAUCUUUCGCCCUUAGGCCAAGUGCCUCCCCGGCCGCUGCCCCUCGCUCAAUCCGCACCUUUACCUCCUCCCAGUCCGUCCUUGUGAAAGCUCUCCCGCCUCGACCCAAGCCACCGCCGGAGUCUGAGAUUGAGGAAUCAUAUGUCAAGGGCAGCGGCCCCGGUGGGCAGAAGAUUAACAAAACCAAUUCGGCCGUCCAGCUAAAGCAUAUCCCCACCGGCAUUGUUGUCAAGUCACAGGCGACCCGCUCGCGUGACCAGAACCGCAAACACGCCCGUGAGCUGCUUGCUCAGUACAUCGACGACUUCCAUAAUGGUGACCAGAGCCGUUCUGCUAUUGUAGGCCAGGUCAAGCAGAAGAAGGCCGCAAGUGCCAGCAAGAAGAGUCGAAGGAAAUAUAAGAAGAUGGAGGAAGAGAAGGCUGCGGCUGCGACUGGAACUACGGCAGAGGCCGGGGCGUCUGAAUCUCAAGUCCUAGAAGGCGAGUCGGCUGGAGAGCAUGUACCCAACAGCCAGGUAGAGGAUCCUGUAGAGAUUACAGAAAACCGAAUAUGACCUUUUCAAGCGAGUCUUGUCUACAAACGCAUCGUGGCUUUGGAUCUACCGCUGGUCAAGCCAGAAACCGGC